CCUUUUGUCAUGUCUAUUGACAUUUUUAUGUAAAUAAAACAAAAUAAACAAGUUUUUGGUAAAAUUACAACACAUAAUGGAUGAGGCAUUCGAAAAAUUAAAGAAAGAAGGAAAAACUGACGUUGAGAGUUUAAUAAAAUGGUUGAAAGACUCAAUGCUUUUAGCGAAGAUCAUAGAAGACGCGAAAGCAGCGGAGGAGAAGGCACGCGCACUGUUCACGGACUGCGCGAACAAACAAGCAGUGGAGCUGGACAAGUUUAAGGAGGCUGUUGGGAAAAUAGCUGAUGAACAAAAAAAGAAUGUAGAAGACUUCACGAAGACGCUGGCGGAGCAGGGACCCAAACUGCUAAGCGCGCUGCAAGCGGGCGCCAGCGCCUUCAAGGACGCCAUGACGAAGAAGUGACUUGGAAUAAACCUCUAUACUGGG
Molecule: messenger RNA, 427 nt
Organism: Ostrinia nubilalis (European corn borer)
Lineage: Eukaryota; Metazoa; Arthropoda; Insecta; Lepidoptera; Crambidae
Exons: 3
Coding region: 77-403 (108 amino acids)
Biological process (GO): microtubule polymerization
Molecular function (GO): tubulin binding
Source: RefSeq, a predicted model, not a curated record